CGAAUCGGACAGCACUAUCACUCAAGACUGCACUGGCCUAACGUUACAUCUCUCUCCCUCUUAAGCUAGUACACCAGUAGUGUUAUUUUCUCACAAUGCCUUUCUCUGAAUUAUAUUUUAAUGUGGAUAAUGGUUAUCUGGAGGGGCUGGUGAGAGGUUUUAAGGCUGGUAUUUUAUCUCAGGCGGAUUAUUUGAAUCUCGUUCAGUGUGAAACUCUGGAAGACCUGAAGCUUCACUUGCAGAGCACUGACUAUGGAAGCUUCCUGGCCAAUGAAGCCUCUCCCCUCACUGUCUCCGUCAUUGAUGACAAGCUGAAAGAGAAGAUGGUGGUGGAGUUCCGCCAUAUGAGGAACCAGUCUUACGAGCCUUUGGCCAGCUUCAUGGAUUUCAUCACAUACAGCUAUAUGAUUGACAAUGUCAUCCUGUUGAUCACUGGAACUCUCCAUCAGCGGGCCAUUUCAGAGCUGGUGCCCAAGUGCCAUCCGCUUGGCAGCUUUGAACAGAUGGAGGCCGUUAACAUCGCCCAAACUCCAGCAGAGCUCUACAAUGCCAUCCUGGUGGAUACACCACUUGCUGCUUUUUUUCAGGACUGCAUCUCUGAGCAGGAUUUGGAUGAGAUGAACAUUGAAAUCAUUCGUAAUACUCUUUACAAGGCUUAUCUAGAAGCUUUCUACAAGUUCUGCUCUUCACUGGGUGGCACAACCGCAGAUACCAUGUGCCCAAUUCUGGAGUUUGAGGCAGACAGAAGAGCUUUUAUCAUUACCAUUAACUCCUUUGGUACGGAGCUCUCCAAAGAAGACAGAGCUAAACUCUUCCCUCACUGUGGCAAGCUCUACCCAGAGGGUCUUGCACAGCUAGCCCGUGCAGAUGAUUACGAGCAGGUCAAAGCUGUGGCUGAAUACUACCCUGAAUACAAGCUUCUCUUUGAAGGUGCUGGCAGCAACCCAGGAGACAAAACCCUUGAGGAUCGCUUUUUUGAACAUGAGGUGAAACUCAAUAAGCUGGCCUUCCUGAAUCAGUUUCAUUUCAGUGUGUUCUAUGCCUACGUCAAGUUGAAGGAACAAGAGUGCCGGAACAUUGUGUGGAUUGCUGAGUGUAUUGCUCAAAGGCAUCGCGCUAAGAUUGACAACUACAUCCCCAUAUUCUAAUGAGUAAAAGGAUCAUUCGCUUUUGUUUGACAGACAAAACAAUGCCAUUGCAUUCCCCUCCACCCUUGGGAUUUUUUUAAAGAAAAGUUUUAGAAAAGUAAUAAAUGUUGUUUUUUUUGUUUUUUUUUUUCUUCAUGAUGUCAUGACUGUGAAACCAUGUCACCUGGCAGUCAGUCACAGCACAUUGCAAAUGAAGGAUGCAGGAAAUUACAGGAAAACAGGAGAGUUUAAGUGAAAUACACAACCCAAGACAUCUAAUUGUCAUACUCUUUCUGUGGUAUCCUAAGAAAACAUACAUUCCAUUAUUAUUAUUAUUAUUAUUAUUAUUAUUAUUAAUAUAUUGCAUACUUUUUCAAUUAAUGUACAUUUUCAGAUUAAAAUCUCCCAUGAUCUCCCAGUAUCCGCAUCUGAUGAGUAAUAGAGAAUCACUGGUAAUUUAGAGUGUGAGCCUUAUUUUGAAACACAAGCAGACAGAAAAGAAAAACAAGGAAUUUCUGUGUAAAUCAUAUUGCGUAAAUUGUUGUAUUCAUUUGAACUGCGCGGUUACAUAAGAAUGGAUUUAUUAUUGAUUUACAGAGUAAUUGUUUUGCUUGUGUUUCUCAAAUAAGGAACAACGGGAUUAUCCUUAAAGGAGAAUUGCUGGGAAUUAACAUGGAAAAAAUGUUCUUUUGUGUGUAUAGAUUCUUCACUGUGUCUGUUUGUUAAAAUGAGAAUCAUGUGCUUGCCAUUUGUAAAUUAGUGCUAAAAUUUGUGCUGACAUAAUUUAUGGAGAAGAUCAUAUUUUAUGAUUGACAGCUGAAUCAGUGAGGUCAAAUGGAUCUAAUAUUAAGAAAGACCUUGCUCUUGGCUGAAUCUAUUGUACUAUUGUAACCAUAUUGUUUGUGUUUUAAGUGAUCUAAAUGAAAUCUAUAAAUAUAUAUAUAUAACGUA
Messenger RNA from Cyprinus carpio (common carp), 2078 nucleotides. RefSeq names its product V-type proton ATPase subunit d 1-like. Gene Ontology annotation, cellular component: lysosomal membrane; plasma membrane proton-transporting V-type ATPase complex; proton-transporting V-type ATPase, V0 domain. NCBI's taxonomy places the organism in Eukaryota, Metazoa, Chordata, Actinopteri, Cypriniformes, Cyprinidae. Bases 96 to 1148 code for a protein of 350 amino acids. Gene Ontology annotation, biological process: proton transmembrane transport; vacuolar transport; vacuolar acidification. The transcript is spliced from 9 exons. Gene Ontology annotation, molecular function: proton-transporting ATPase activity, rotational mechanism. The record is from RefSeq and is a predicted model, not a curated record.